Dacryopinax primogenitus is the source of this 2638-nucleotide messenger RNA. RefSeq lists its product as uncharacterized. Lineage: Eukaryota; Fungi; Basidiomycota; Dacrymycetes; Dacrymycetales; Dacrymycetaceae. The transcript has 4 exons. The record is from RefSeq and is a predicted model, not a curated record. The coding region runs from base 1368 to 2327 and encodes 319 amino acids.
GUCAGUCAGGGGUGCCCUGAAUGAGGCGCCUCUUCCCUUGGGAGCCAACCAACACAUGGACAUUAUUAUCAUCCCCGAUCAAUUCACACUCCGCUUUGGAGGGGACCGUCGGGAGGGAUCGGAAGGUGUGCAACUGGAAAAGGGAGAGGCUAUCUAAUCGAUCUCCCUAUAUCGGACUGACUUUACAAUGAGCAAGAACAGGGUACUCCACUGAAUAGACAGCAAGCUACCGAUCUACGCCGAUUUCUCCACAUCAGCACUCGCAAUCUCCACACGGGGGGAAUCUGCUAGGCUGCCCUGACUAUACAAUUGUUGUCAGCUUCAAGUCCAGGCCGGGAAGGCUGAGGCUGUGCUCGGACUCACAAUGUGACGACCGUGACAACGUGAUGAGGGAGGGUUAGGUAAUCAGCAUGUAGUUAGGUCUCGUCUCCCUCUCUAAGACACUCACUCCUUUACCUUACUAGCCUGACGUCACCAAUCGUGGAGGAUGACAAGCUCAAGGUGAUAGGUGUCUUCACUCCUACUCUUCAUACAAUACUCUCUGCUAUAAUACUAUCAUCGAGUCUAGCUCUCUACUCUACUCUAUUCUACUUUAUAAAGUUCUAUCCACGGAGCGUAUCCGAUACACUCGAACCUGUCACCGUUACACACAAUACCUCUGUUCAGCUCCACACAAACUCCCGUCUCACCCUUUCCCCUCCCCGGCCAAGUUCACCAAACGAAAGAUGAGCACCGAGUCCCGUAAGCGGCGGCACGAUGAACAACAAGUCGAGACGAACGAGACGACGAAACGAAGUAAGAGCAACACUUUGAAAGUUCGCGUCUAUUGGGCGCCAUUGAACGAGAAGUGGGACGUGGAGGUGGAUCGCAACGACUUGGUGACGGACUUGAGACAACAAGUGUUGGACAGUCUCCAAACCCCGGGCAAGUACGCGCCGCCCAAUGUCGAGGUUGUGGCGAGUUGUAUCGGAACCUCGCCCACAAGGUGUAGAAGAGUCUGACCAACAAUACGCUGCAAUGCUCCUUCGCGGCGGCGUGCUGUUGAAACCUACUAUGAAGAUUGAAGAUAACGUUCCGAGGGAGAGCAAACCUUAUCAAAUCCAUUUCUUUCUGCAGCCAAAAGACCAUAAUAAUAACGUCCCCCCGCCGCCUCCUGAAUACAACCAGGGGGAUCGGAAUCCAAUUCACGGUACACUCGAUCUGUUAUUCGCAGGCCAGCUGAUCCAUGGUACUCAACGCUCUAAGCAGAUCUGGGCACAUACGUCGAGAGCGUUCGCAGAGCACCAUCCCCGUCAACCAGAGCGGUCCCAGAGGCGUUCCAAGAGAUCCAGCUUCAGUCUCCCGUAUACAACGGCCGUGGACCAUUGAUGUUAGGCGCACCAAACACGAUUCUGUGCGAACCUUUCGCUCGAUACGCUGCCAGGCUUUGUCAGACUUCAGAUCCCGAGAAGUACCCGGACGGCUUUGCUGCAUGCGUCCAGCUGCUCAUGCAGAAAGCUUCAAUUAUCGAUGCCGGCCGUGAUGAAGAAGACGACCGGAGGAAGAGACUCGAACCUGGAAUGCAACAGAUCCUCAAGUGCGAACUGGAGGACAUCCAGGAUCACCACAGCGAGAGUGGAGCCGAGGGGCACUCGCGCGUGACCCUCUCCAAGUUCGGUCACAUCUCCGCGGAUAUCCUAGUCGUUGAAUAUAAGUCGGAAGUCGGAGCAGGGCCAGCCGAACCUUCCUUCCAGGUCCAGCUGACUGCGAGGAAGGGAUGGGCCCAGGAGACCAACGCCCUACUUUGCGAAGCAUCCAACUGCCCCGUUCUCCUCAUCACGCUGAUCGGCCCGUUCCUUCAAGUCAGCGGGGUGGUAUUCCAACCUGCGGCCAGUGUCAACCAGUUUACAGACAAUCUCUCGCUGACGUUAGACACUGAUGAUUUUCAGCGCAUUGACCGGCUCUGUCACGUCCUAUGGUGCACUCAACAAUGCGCCGAGGACCUCCAGACAUAUUACUCUGAAUUGGAACCUCCUGCGGAGAAUCAUGCGAUUUCCGUCCUGCCGUACAUGCCGUACUCUCGACGGUGUGGCGACUACGAAAUUCGCUAUGUCUCUCAUUUGGAGAACACUCGUCACCAGCAGCCAAUGUAUAUGGCAAAAGCAACCGGUUCCGAUGGGCAAGAGACCGAGGUCGUCGUCAAGUUUACUCGAAGAUACAGCUGUCUUUGCACGAAACGUUGGCGCGAGUUGGGUUCGCUCCUCCGGUGUUUGCGGAGCAGUGGAUUGCAGGAGGGUAGAUCGUCAUGGGUUUCGUCCCCGGCGCUCCAUUAUGGGAGGCGGAGCUAAACUUCUCUUCGCAGCAACAGGAAGACGUCCGAGCACAACUGCACAAGAUAUUGAAUAUCCUCAAAGACAACCGUCUGGUACACGGCGACCUCCGAACCCCAAACAUCCUUAUCGCCGACUCUUCAGAAGGCAAAGUUCAAGCCAUGAUCGUGGAUUAUGAAUUUUCUGGAAAGGUUGGAGAGGCACGAUACCCACUUGACCUGAGCACCGUGAUCGCAUGGCCAGACGGCGUGAGAGGGGGUGUCCUUGUGAUGACCGAACACGACAGGGAGAUGAUAGCUAAACUUUGACCAUCGCGAUAAUAAUAGUAA